CCUCACCGCCCUCCCUUCCUCAGCCCGCAGCGCAGGCGCGACCGCCCCCUCCCGCUGCCCGUCGGUGUCCGGCCCUGAUCCCGGUGUGGUGGCUGCGGCUGCGCUCGUCCCGGCCGUGCCCCGGGGAGGCGGCAUGGCGGAAAGCCCGGGGCAGCCGGUAGGGAGCGACGAUCCGCGGGGAGCGGGCGAAGAAGAAGGCGCGGAGGCAGUGGGGAAGCCGCAGACCGCGCUGUGCCCCGAGGAGGCGGCGGAGGCCAACGAUGAGUCCUCCGACGGCGGGCAAGAGGCGGCCGCUGUGCCCAGCGAGGUGCCCAGCGAGGGGGGCGAUGGAGAGCCUGGGGGGGCAGCGGAGAGCCCGGGAGCGGGGCAGCAGGAGGAGGCAGAGCUGCCGGGACCCGACAGGGACGGCGCAACUCUGCCGGGAGGGGAACCGGCGGCGGCCGCCGGAGUGGACGCUACGGAGGGCUCCGCGCCGGCAGGGAUAGAGCAUGAGGAGGCGGCGGGAGAGGUGGCCACGGUAGGAACAGAGCCCGAAGAGGCGGCGGUGGCCCCGGCGGUGGCAGAGCCCGAAGAGGUGACAGCGACAGCUCCGUCAGGGUCGGACACCGAGGGCGUGGUGCAGGAGGUGAACGCGGUGGGAGCAGAACCCGAAGAGGCGAUGCGGGACGAAGCCCCGACCGGGGCGGUCCCCGAGAAGGCAGUGAGAGAGGAAGGCCAGUCCGGGACGGACCCCGAGGAGGGGGUGAGAGUGGAAGCCCCGUCGGAUCCAAGCCCCGAGGAGGGGGUGAGAGAAGAAGCCCCGUCCGAGAUAGACCCCGAGGAUGUAAUGAGAGAGGAAGCCCCGUCGGGGCCAAGCCCCGAGGAGACAAUGAGAGAGGAAGCCCCAUCGGGGACGGAACCCGAGGAAAGGGUGAGAGAGGAAGCCCCAUCGGGGACGGAACCCGAGGAAAGGGUGAGAGAGGAAGCCCCGUCGGGGACGGAACCUGAAAAGGAGUUGCGGGAAGAAGCCCGGGUGGAGACAGACCCCGAGGUCGUGGUGCGGGAGGAAGCCCCGUCGGGACCAAGCCCCGAGGAAGAAGCAGUGCGCGAAGAAGCACCGUCGGGGGCAGAACCCGAGAAGGAGGAGGAAGAGGCCCCAGCCGGAGACGAAGAGGCUUUUCAGCGCCCCGGGGAUGCAGAGGACGCGGUUCCGGCUGCAGGGGAGCCCGAUGACGGCCGGCGGUCCCCGGGAGGCCCCGACGGGGAGAACGGAGCCGAGGUUCUGCCGGAGCCCGAGCGAGGAACCGGCACCGGGGAGCCGGCGGGGGCCGGAGAGGAGAGCGCGGCCUCAGGGGGAGGAGGCGCGGCAGGGCAGCCCGGAGGGUGGCCGGGCCCCGAGGGCGGCGAGUGGGAGUCCGUGGGCCUGAGCCUGAACGGGGUGCGGGGCCGGGCAGAGGACGAGGAGGACGAGACGGGCUCGCCGGCCACGCUGGAGGAUGAGGAGGAGAAGCAAGAGUACGACAUCUCUCUCUUUGUCAAGGCUGGCAGCGAUGGGGAAAGUAUUGGAAAUUGCCCAUUCUCCCAACGUCUCUUUAUGAUCCUGUGGCUAAAGGGUGUCAUAUUUAAUGUCACAACCGUGGACUUGAAAAGAAAACCUGCCGACCUGCAGAACCUGGCCCCGGGGACGAACCCACCCUUCAUGACGUUUGAUGGUGAAGUCAAAACUGAUGUCAAUAAGAUCGAGGAGUUCUUGGAAGAAAAGCUAGCGCCGCCCCGGUAUCCCAAACUUGCACCGAAGCACCCUGAAUCUAACUCUGCAGGAAACGAUGUGUUUGCCAAAUUCUCUGCAUUCAUAAAGAACCCAAGAAAAGAUGCUAAUGAAAAUCUGGAAAAAUCUUUGCUUAAAGCCCUGAGGAAGCUGGACAACUAUUUAAAUAGCCCCUUGCCUGAUGAAAUUGAUGCUUACAGCACUGAGGAGAUCACUGUGUCCUGCCGGAAAUUCCUGGAUGGAGAUGAGCUCACCUUAGCGGAUUGCAACCUCCUACCAAAGCUCCACAUAAUUAAGGUUGUUGCAAAGAAAUACAGAAAUUUUGAUUUCCCACCUGAAAUGACAGGGAUUUCAAGAUAUUUGAACAAUGCAUAUGCAAGAGAUGAAUUUACAAACACUUGUCCUGCUGAUCAAGAAAUCGAGUAUGCAUAUUUGGAUGUUGCAAAGAGAAUGAAGUAAACAGAAGACGUUUCCCUUCUUUAUUACUUCUGAUAUUUUAUGGGCACCAGCCAAUAUGGAAACGAAAAAAAGCCAGCACGCAUUCUGCAGUGUAAUUUUAAGUUCUGUUAUUGGCCAAUCCUUCUUUUGUAAUAAUUGCGUAGCAUUGUUCGAUCAUUCUAAGAUUGUAUAUGUAUAUGGGUGUCUGUACAGAUGUACGCACACAUGAAUGUGUGUUAUGCACUCCAAGUUAAAGGCAUCAGUCAGUACUAAGGCUUUCGCUGAAGUUAGGGAAGCAGCGUAGGUCGCACGAGUAUAGCAAUAUUACAGACUAGUGACAUGCUAAACGACUGAAUUUUGCGAAGAAAUAGCCCUCUUCCUAACACGCAUUUAACCUGUCAUUACUGCUGCCUCUGAUCUGUGUUUCACAGCUGUUGCCAAAUUUUGCAGUUCCUGGGAAGGUUUCUGCUCGCUUCUCCCCAGGCCCCAGCGGCUCCACACCAAAGCUGGCAGGCACGCAACACCCUGGUUAACCCAGGAGAGAAGCCAUCUUGGAGGUGGGACCACACCUGGCUUCCCAGAAGCCCUCUCCUCUGUGCUAGAGACCUGCGGUCAGCAAAGAACAACUUGUCCUCACGUUGCGUGAACUGUCUUUGGUAUGAAAAAAAGUAAUUAGAAAGAUCCCGCCUUCUCCUCUCUCAGGGCUGCAUAACCCAUCCAGCUUCCUCCAGACAAAGAGAGGAACGCAGACUGUUGCUGGCCCGUGGAUUAUCUGAUAAUAAAUAUUUGACAAGGGAGGAGGCAGAGGCUUGGUUGUCGCUGCAGACACGGUAAAUGGGUGAACAUCUGCCCCCUGCUACUGGUGCGGGAUCUCUCUGUCAUCCUUUUGUGACUCCCAUUAGGUUUUGGAAAGCAAAGAGGAGGGUCUAAGAAAGAAGUUGUCCUUUUACACUUCCCUUUCUGGAUUUAGCUGCAGGGUUUGGAUUUUCCCAAGCAGCCAUGAGGACUUCUUUGCUGAGAGCUUUCCAAAUGUCCAGGCACUGCCCCACUGGGGACAGCAGAGGUGUAGCUCCUGCCCGAGGUGGGGGAUGGAUGAGACGAACCCCUCCAGGCUGGCAAGACCUUGUGUUCAGGGAGCCAGUACUGGUGAGAAGUAUUCUCUGGGCUUUGUGGAACGUGCUGUUGGAGAUGUGUCAACUCUCAAAAGUCACAUCCAUGGCUGCUUCUUGCUGAGCAGGGCCUCAGCAAGCACCUAGGAGCAGAGGGUGCAGCUCUUUAGUCAUAGGGGCACCUGGAAGUUUCCUUCUGAUGUGUUUUGCCUGUAUGUACAAAAUAGACAUGGAAACAGCUAGAAGUAGCUUCUGUAGCACCUACAUCCAUACAAAGACCGAUACAGAAUAGCCAUUCAUCUUUGCCCAAGUCAAAUGUAGGCUUGCUUUCUAACAAUGCAUUAUUUAGGGUAAUAUUAGGUGUUGGGUAUAUGGUGUCUGUGUGGCUUCCUCUUACACAGUUCUUUUGCAAAUGUCCUAUCAUGAUUAUUUGUAAGCAAUGUUAAAUACGCAGCUUUAAUUUCUCUAGCUUCUCUACAGAGAAAACAGGCACGACACCUUUCCCUCAGUUGUGAAGUGACACACUGGGGUUGGUAGCUGAGCAGUCACUUGUCAUUUAUUACUAACUGUUACUUUGUAUUUUCAAAUACAUACGUAAAUGUAUAAUAAUAUAUAAAAUAAAAAUCUGUAUACUCUUUUCAUAUGCCUUACAAAUUUAAAUAGAAAAUAUAUAAAUCCAUAAGUAAUUUGA
Messenger RNA from Numida meleagris (helmeted guineafowl), 3985 nucleotides. It is a transcript of the gene CLIC6, whose product is annotated as chloride intracellular channel 6. The transcript is spliced from 6 exons. NCBI's taxonomy places the organism in Eukaryota, Metazoa, Chordata, Aves, Galliformes, Numididae. Gene Ontology annotation, molecular function: D4 dopamine receptor binding; D2 dopamine receptor binding; D3 dopamine receptor binding. Gene Ontology annotation, cellular component: plasma membrane. Bases 134 to 2206 code for a protein of 690 amino acids. The record is from RefSeq and is a predicted model, not a curated record.